Medioppia subpectinata is the source of this 210-nucleotide messenger RNA. The record is from the annotation of a GenBank genome assembly. NCBI's taxonomy places the organism in Eukaryota, Metazoa, Arthropoda, Arachnida, Sarcoptiformes, Oppiidae.
AUGUAUGUAUUGACAAAACGGUUCUUCACGUGUAAAACGAUGAGUGACGAGUGCUUCGAAGGGACACUCGAUUGGAACCAAUUCUUGAGAUCUGUUGACCAAUUGUCCGCAAUUUCGGCCAAAGUGGACGACAAUUGGAUCCGACGCGAGGUUUCGAGCGCUACUCAUAGACUGUCCCCUCCUUUCUGUGCCUCACGAGAGAAGUACUGA